CUUGACCCGCCCCUCCUCAGCAGCUGUGCCUCGGUGUCUGUGGGAUGCUGUGCUGACGGACGGGGCUGUUUUUCGGUGCAGUGCCGUGGAGUGAUACAGCGAGACCUACGGGACACAGUGGGCGCGCACUGGUAUAGUUACAAACGUAUAAAAACCCUUUGAAUCUUUCAAUUUUAGAAGCAAAAUGGAUUUAGUGUACACCAUCUAACGUCAACGGCAUUGCAGCCUCUCCGUGCUACCUGCCGCGCGGACAUCUUGUUUCUGUCAUUUCAGUAUACCGGAGUUUAGAGACGUAUUUUGAGUUAAUUUUGGGCCCAGGCUCAAAUUGUAUUGUAGUGGAGCUCUCUACGGUCCACCAUGGCGUGGCCCUGUAUCAGCAGGGCGUGCUGCAUGGCCCGCUUCUGGAACCAGCUGGACAAGGCUGACAUUGCGGUGCCUUUGGUCUUCACCAAGUACACGGACGUCUCCGAGAUGCAGCACAUCCAGCUGCAGCCGCCGCUCCACCCUACCCGAGGCCGGGUCGCCAUAGAAACGCAGCCGUCCCGCGCGGAGGCCAGCGCCAGCGCCAGGGCAGCGGUGCGGCCGCCGCGCAGGUGCGUCUCCGAGGAGCGCGUGUGCGGCUCGGUGAUGCGCGAGGACUUUAAGCAUUGGAACGUGCGACCCGAGACGAGCUGUAAACCCAAGUACGAGUACCACGAACCGGAAACGCCGUUCAACUGCGAGAGCCAGUACCAGAAGGACUUCAAACCCUGGCCGAUCCCGAAAAGGUACGACCAUCCCUGGAUACCCAAACCGCCUGCCUCCGAUGACCGGGCCCCGGAGAGGUCCCGGCACAAGAAGCAGCCGGCGGAGGCGGACAGCGGCGUGGAGAAGAGUGCUAUCGCCGACAAGGUGCAGGAGAAAGACCUCGUGCAGGGGCCGGACAGGAAAAAGAAGUCCAGUAAACAGGAGGCACAGAAGAAAGUGGCCCUGAAGGUGGAAGGAGAGGCCAAAGGGAGGGCGGCGGCCGAUGCUGUGAACAGGCAGAUCAAGCAGGAGAUUGCGGGCGACAGCUUGUACAAAACUGAGUACAUGGCUUACAGAGACGUGAAGCCCACAAAGAUGAUCCGGGCGAGGUCCCAGUACCUGCCCCCGGAUGAGAAGACCAGCCUGGAGACCAGCUACAGUGCCACAUACAAGGGCCAAGCCCCGCUGAGGCCUGCUGGCAACAAGGCGCUGGACAGGAGGAGGAUACGCAGUUUGUACAGCGAGCCUUACAUAGAGCCCAUCAAACAGGUUGACAGAUACAGUGCCCUUCGCACUAAACCCAAAAGGCCUGGAGCCACUGCAGCAGCCCAGGCCAAGCAAGCGAAGAAAGCCAAAGAUAAGCAAAGCGCCGGGCUGAGGGGCUCCAAAAAGACGGCCUCGGAGAACCAGCUCGAGAACCAGCCUGCGGUGGGGGACAAGGAGAAAAGGUCGUACUAAAACAGUACCACUACAUACAACUCUGCCAGCCAAUCCGAGAUAUUGGCUGGGUGCAGACUCUAAAGCAACACCUGUGGGGCUGUGCGCUACCCAAUCCAAGGUAACCGACCGCAAGAGUAACGAAAGGGAAGCCGACCGCGCGCCGCAAAUGCCACUCAUUCCCAUUCAUAUAUGCUCCUGGAGUAUUUUUCAUCGCAUUACCUCGAGUCCUAGUUCUGUAUAUUUCUCUUCCAUAUGGACACUAUCUGACUGCCUACUGUCACAUCCUACAUGUAAGGCUUCAUAAGGUGACAGUUCUUAAGGAGGCCCCAGGUUUAGUCCGGACAUCACCCAACCUUUGACCUCUGUUAGCUGCCAAAAUGCAAAAACACUCUUAAAGGGCCAGUGUUUAGCCUUUCUAUUGGCAGAGAUAGAAUUUGUAAUACGGUUGAGACCACUUUAAGUGAUUUCGUGAUUAUUAGAACAUUUUAUCUUGAGCUUGUUUGACGUAGUGGAAAAGAUUUGGUUGAGUAUUGUCCGAGUUUCACUUUGGGGGGGAUUAUGUGAUUGACCAGGCAUGACUCAUCGACUCUACAUCGGGGCGGGAUUGCAACCUUGAGUGCUUUACCUGCAGCAUUUCUUUUUUUCAUACAGAGAUAACUCGAUGAAAGAGUAAUUUCUUUUUCCCCAAUUUCAAUGCGCUGUCAGUCCCAGUGAGCGGGUAGAUUACAGAGAGGCAGAGUAUCAUGGGUGUAAAGUAACAUACCGAAAAAACUUGAGCAUGAGCACACUGUACUUUUAAAAAUGUUUUAUGUACAAAUAUGUUAUCAUGUACAAAUAUAUUCCAAAUCGAUUCAAAAUGUAUUACCAUUAGCAAAUGAUUGAACCAGCAUUUGUAUGGGAAUUAUUCUAUACCAAGUUUUUGUGAUGCAAAUAAGCAGUUGAUCAUCAGUUGAUAUCAGUAAAUCUAUAUUUUAGUGUAUAAUCACCUGAAAAAAUGAGUUGUAAUGAGUGUUUUCGUUUUGAAUUAACCGCAGGGCACUCAAAAGCAGGCUCGCUAGAUGCCACUAGAUCUUACACACUGGCCCUUUAAAACAAAUUGCAUGACUGUUGAAUUAUUGGACUGUUAUAAGUGGAAAUCACUAUUUCAUUCAUUUACGAGGCGGGGCACUUUGAAACCGCCGCACUUUGCAUCCUAGCUUGCCAUCCGUGGGUGGACCUCUGUGUUGUCUCUAAAGCAUGCUUCCACCGUUUUCUGUUGGACCUGCAAUCCAAUGUUGGAUUUAGGGAUUUGGGGUAGACUUUGAGUGUUGGAUAUAAGACGAGGGGUAAGUAUGAAUGGAAUGAGGAAAGCUUUGGAAACGCACAGUUCAAAAGGACGUUGUAAGUGCAUGUUAAUGAUAUUCACUCUGAUUUGUGCUGUUGUUAUAUUAGCAUUCAAAUGUGUAUUGCAUCUUGUAGAUCAUUCUGUCACAGAAGCCAGAAGACAACCUGUAGUUCAUAACAUCAUGGUGACACAAGUAUAGAUUUUAGAGCCAAGGACCUGUACUGAUCGAAAUGCAAAGCUGUUCAACUACAAAUUGACUAAAAGCUUUGAUGUACACGUGCAUCCCCAAACCACAGCGGCGUGUAAAGUCCUCUUAAGUAUCAAAGUUGAGUCUUUAUGUAAUAUUAGUGAAGUGGCGUCUUUGUCUCGUGUUGAGCUCUCAAGCGUGACAGAGAAGCUGGUGCUCUCCUCUCAGCACGAUGACUUGUUGUUGCUCGCCCGGGAGAAAUGCUUCAUCGUGUGUUUCUUUCUGUCUCCUUCUCUGCUGUCCUAACCAUGCACUGCC
This is a messenger RNA of Pungitius pungitius (ninespine stickleback), 3275 nucleotides long. RefSeq names its product microtubule-associated protein 6a (gene map6a). The transcript is spliced from 4 exons. The coding region runs from base 358 to 1464 and encodes 368 amino acids. The record is from RefSeq and is a predicted model, not a curated record. Gene Ontology annotation, molecular function: calmodulin binding; microtubule binding. NCBI's taxonomy places the organism in Eukaryota, Metazoa, Chordata, Actinopteri, Perciformes, Gasterosteidae. Gene Ontology annotation, biological process: cytoskeleton-dependent intracellular transport; regulation of microtubule cytoskeleton organization; microtubule cytoskeleton organization. Gene Ontology annotation, cellular component: microtubule; cis-Golgi network; Golgi-associated vesicle.